CCCUCCCUCCCUCCGUAUCUAUCUAUCUAUCUAUCUAUCUAUCUAUCUAUCUAUCUAUCUAUCUAUCUAUCUAUCUAUCUAUCUAUCUACCUACCUACCUACCUACCUACCUACCUACCUACCUACCUACCUACCUACCUACCUACCUACCUAUGUCUAUAUCUAACUCUACCAAUUUCUCUCUAUCUCUAUUUCUCUACCUAUGUGUCCGUCCAUCCCUCUCUCCCUCUCUAACUCUGUUUACCAAUCUCUCUCUCUCUGUUUCUCUAUCUACUUGUCUUUCCAUCCAUCCAUAUUUUGGAUUGUUUUUGCAGGCUUUGCAGGCAUUGACACUUUUGUGUAUUGUGAGCGGGUAAGUUGUCCCGCAUCUCCGUUCCCACAUCCUGGUGGACUUGACAGCCUAGGUUAGGGUGGGACGGCUUCCCUCCAGAAGUUGUGGGCGCUCCAUCACUGGAGGCUUUUAAGAAGAGAUUGGACAACCAUUUGUCUGGAAUGAUAUUAUAGGGUCUCCUGCCCUGGGCAAAGGGCUGGACUAGAAGACCUCCAAGGUCCCAUCUAACUCUGUUAUGAUUCAAUGAUUGAAUGAUUCUGCAACCGCACCCUGGAAGCCCCACCUUGUUUGGAAUCCAGGUGAGUCCUGGCAGCUUUCCAGGAGGAAAGGCCUGGAUUGUUUAACCUCCCAGGUGCUCUUAGAGACACCAGAUCACUUCCAAGUACAAAAAAGAAAAAGGGAAAAAAUUGUCCACUUAACAUAUCCUGACAAUUGGCGCAAAUUCCUGAUAAAGAAGCUCUUAUUUUAUGGGGCAUUUUGUCUGCGAGAAGAUGAUAGAAGGGGGAGAAUGAUAGAGAGGGAAAAUGGUGCGCCUGCUUCUUGUGCAAAUGAAGCUUCACAUGCGUGUGAAUGCCUGCUACUCGUGCAAAUGGAGCUGUGUGUGCAAGUGCAUGCCCAGCUCGGUUCCAAACAGGCCACGGCCCAGGGAUUGGGGACUCCUGCUAUAAAUCAAGGUCUGAGUGCGAAUCACAGCCGGGCUCUGCCUUCCUGGACGGGGAGAGCGAAACCCUCCUGGGCUGCCCUUUAAGGAGGGGGAAGCAGAAGAGCUUGCCUCCCCCCCCUCCCCAAUCAUUCCUUUCGUCCGGCCGCCUGGCAGGGAGUUCUUCUCCGUUUGACCUUCUCCCUCCCUCUGUGGGGUCUGUGGUGGAGGGAAGCCUGACACCCCCCUAGCUGAAGAAGAAGAAGAAGAAGCCAAGGGGGGGGGACACACGACAGGUUGGCACUUUGGGGACCAUGAAGAAAUUUUUUGACUCUCGCCGGGAGCAGGGAGGAUCCGGAGCCGGUUCGGGCCCCCUUGGAGGCGGGAGUAGCAGCAGCAGCACCGGGCCUGGGAGUGGAUAUGUUGGCCGAGUCUUCAAUGUGGGGAGACAGCAGGUGACGGUGGAGGAGGUGGUGGCAGAAGGUGGCUUCGCUAUCGUAUUUCUGGUGAGGACCAGCAAUGGGGUGAAAUGUGCCCUCAAACGAAUGUACGUGAACAACGAAUACGAUUUACAAGUUUGCAAACGGGAAAUCCAGAUUAUGAGGGAUCUUGUGGGUCACAAGAACAUUGUCGGGUACAUUGAUUCCACAAUCAACUCGGUGAGCAGUGGAGACGUCUGGGAAGUCCUAAUCUUGAUGGAUUUUUGCCGAGGAGGCCAGGUGGUGAAUUUGAUGAACCAGCGCCUGCAGACGGGAUUCACGGAAAAUGAAGUCCUGCAGAUUUUUUGCGACACUUGCGAAGCGGUGGCCAGGCUGCACCAGUUCAAAUCCCCGAUCGUCCACAGGGAUCUGAAGGUGGAGAACGUCCUGUUACACGAUCGCGGCCAUUAUGUCCUCUGUGACUUUGGGAGCGCCACCAAUAAAUCCCAGAAUCCUCAGCUGGAAGGAGUGAAUGUAGUGGAGGAAGAAAUUAAGAAGUAUACCACCCUCUCGUACAGAGCUCCAGAGAUGGUCAACCUCUACAGUGGCAAACUGAUCACCACAAAAGCAGAUAUCUGGGCCUUGGGCUGUUUGCUCUACAAACUCUGCUAUUUUACUCUGCCCUUUGGGGAGAGCCAAGUGGCAAUUUGCGACGGCAACUUCACCAUUCCUGACAACUCACGCUACACCCAAGACAUGCACUGCCUAAUAAGGUACAUGCUGGAACCUGACCCUGACAAGAGGCCUGACAUUUACCAGGUCUCUUACUUUGCAUUCAAGCUGGCUAAGAGGGAAUGUCCUGUCCCCAAUGCGCAGAAUUCUCCAAUUCCUGCAAAACUUCCAGAGCCCGUGAAAGCUAGCGAAGCUGCUGCUAAGAAAACCCAGCCCAAAGCCAGGCUGAUGGAUCCUAUUCCUACCACAGAAACAUCCAUCACACCACGCCAGAGGCCCAAAGCUGGGCAAACGCAACCAAAUCCAGGAAUUCUGCCCAUUCAACCUGCCUUGACUCCCAGGAAGAGGCCUGCGGUCCAGGCCAGCGCCCAGCCGCAAGCUCCAGUUCCUCUGGCGGCCGGCCAGCCGCCUCUUCCUGCAGCGAUUCCUCAGCCAAACUCUCUGCCUCAAGCGACUCAGCCCAAGCCCGCUGGCGCUGCCCAGCCGGUGGCUGCCGUGGCCACUGCACAAGCCCAGCUCCCUUCAGCCCAGGCCACGCCGCAGCAUCAGCUCUUCCUCAAGCAGCCGCAGCCGCCGGCCACGGCGCUCUUUUAUCAGCAGCCCCCGCAGAUGCCUCCCCUGCAGGUUCAACAGGCCCACAAGAUGCCACAGGCUGCCCCGACGUCCGGGAAGCCUCAAUUCCCGGCGGUACAGCAGGGAGCAGUGGCCGCCACGCAGCAGCUUCAGCAGCCGCCACCACCACAGCUGUUGGCCCAGCAAGCCACCAUCCAAGCCAAGAUUGCUUCCGGGCAGCAGAAGCCCCCCGCACAGCUCCUGCAGCAACCGCAGGUACCGGCUUCAGUUGCAUCAGCGGCGCCCAACCAGGAACACCCGCAAGCACCUCCAAGACAACAAAAGAUGUCAACCACUCCUCCAUCAGCUAUCCAGGGACAGAAGGUGGGGUCUCUCACACCACCAUCGUCCCCCAAGACUCAGCGAGGUGGACACAGGAGGAUUCUAAGUGAUGUGACCCACAGCACCGUCUUCGGGGUCCCAGCCAGUAAAUCAACCCAGCUGCUACAGGCAGCAGCUGCGGAAGCCAGCCUCAAUAAGUCCAAGUCUGCCUCGACUACCCCUUCGGGCUCUCCGAGGACCUCUCAGCAAAACGUCUACAACCCACCAGACGUCUCCACUUGGAACCCUUUUGAUGAUGACAACUUUUCCAAGCUGACCGCAGAGGAGCUGCUGAAUAAGGACUUUGCAAAACUAAGCGAUGGUAAACCUCCUGAGAAACCUGAUAGUUCAACAGAGAACCUGAUCCCAGGUUUUCAUCCCGCACCUUCUGCAGCGCAGUCUGAUGCAUUCGGCUCUUCUCCUCUUGCACCCAUAUCAGUUGAAAAAACAAAAGAUAUUCUGGAUACCAGCCCUCCACUUCUGGCUGUUCCUGACCCUUUCAUUCCUCUUCCACUGUCAGAUACACCAGAAAAACUGAUUGAGGGCCUCAAAUCUCCUGAGCCUGCGCUCCUGCUCCCCGAUCUCCUGCCUCUGGCCGAUCCCUUCGAUAGCACCUCCGAUGCUAUGAAUGGAAAAGAUGACUUCACUGCUGAGAGUCUCAUUCCAGGCCUCGAGGCUCCUGUGCCCCAGCUCCCGUCCUCCCAGGCAGAUUCGGUGGCUUCGAGCAGAGCAGAUUCAGUCACUGUGGAGGACUCCUUGCUUGAUUGCUCUCUGCUUUCUAACCCUGGCACUGAUCUCCUGGAUGAGUUCGCUCCUUUAGCUGUUUCAUCCCAAACUCACAAAGAAGAUACUAACCUGAUAUCAGGCUUUGAUGUCCCUGGGGGCUCUGAAAAAGUGACAGAAGAUGAGUUUGACCCCAUCCCUGUGUUAAUAUCCAAAAAUUCACAAGGGCUGCAGGGGAACCCGGCUGCAUAUUUCAUGGUCAGCGCUGAGCCAGAGCGAAGGCCGGGGGCCACCGGUUCCUUGCCGUUGGAUAAGCCGCAGCCGAGCCAACUCGGAGGGGAAGCCGACUUCUUUGUGAGGGAUGGUCUCUCAAGCAACAGCUCCUUCCACAGCAGUGAAGGGGAAGGGAGCGACCAUGAGGGAGACAUCCUGGACUGCAGUGGAUCCAGACCUCUGCUGAUGGACUCGGAAGAGGAAGAGGAGGCUUGUAAAGUGAACCCCCCUCUUCAGGAAAGGGGAGGAGAUUCCCCAAAGGAUUUGAACCUCCAACCGGCCCAGAAGGUGCCAGGGCCGGUUCUGUUCAAUGUUUUUCCACAACGAGCUGCAGAAAGGUCUGGAGGAGAGGCCGAUGUGUUUGCCACGGCUCCUUUCCGAGCCUCUAAAAGCUACUGUGACGACUUGGACAUUUUCACGAAGGCACCGUUUCUCUCCAAAAGCCAAGUGUUUCCCAAGCAGCUGGACGAAGGCGACGUGUUCCUCAAAGCUCCGUUCACAAAGAAGAAAAGCCAGGAGGAGGUGACAUCUCACCAUGGGGUUAAGGAAUCUCCUGCCCCUGGGCCAUUCCUAGGCUCAGCUGGGGCUGCUCCCUACCCACGUGCCCCUACAUUCCAGAACCUGGAGGUGGGAACCCACGGCUCCUUCCUUCCCCAAGGUCAGUAUUUGGGAGCCUCAUCAGUUCAGCCCUCAAGUGAUGGCCCAGAGGCCCACCCUCCCAAAGGUGCCCCUGGAGAACUUGGCCCCGUUGCCAAUGACACACUCCAAAGACACGUGGGCCUCCAGGAAGGCUCCUUGGGAUCAAAGACCAGCCCGCCUUUCCACCCACAGUCCUUAGCGAAAUACUCCCGACACUACAGUCCAGAAGGCAGGCAAGGGGCCAGUGCCCAACCCAUAGCCGCUUACAAAAUUGUAUCCCAGACCAACAAGCAGGUGAUAGCUGGGUCGGUUUCUAUCGCCUCUGUUUCUUCCAGGACUAAAGAACUGCCGUCUACUGACCCAUUUGCAUCUGCCCCCUUUCCUUCCAAACUGGGGAAGCAGAAGCCCUAAAUGGUUUCUGCGGUGGCUUCCUUCCAGUAUGUGGCUUCUGAGGGACCUUCUUUUCAAGAACUUGCAAAUGGACUUCAUGACACGGAACACUUCAACCGUCGUGCUCAAUACCCUAGCUGUGGUGGGACCUUCCUGACCCCUAGAAAGCCGCCUCCUCAGAGCACCAAUAGCCAAGGACGGGAGGCUUUGGGUUUCUUCUGCAGCCACCAUCCGUUGACCAACGCAUUUUUCCAGUCUAAAACUGUUUGGGUAAAUGUUUAUCCUUAAGCCAGUAAUCCCACAGGAGAUCUUGUCGGUAGGACCCUGUUUUGCCUUGAUGGAAGGUUAAUGGAGCAUCUCAACGUCGUGUCAAAUGUGUACAUACCAGGAAAAGAAAUGAUAACCAAAUGGAAGAUUAUUUAUUUUGUUCUCUUUGUCCUGCAAAGGAGCUGAGCGGACUCUACUUGAUGCUACUGUUUCUGGAGUGAUUCUCCAUUUGAAACCGGAGUCGUCUUCUACAAUGUGCAUUUUCCGUUCUCUUUGUCUGAAUUGAAUUCCUAUCCUAAGCCGUGUUCAAUCUAGGCAAACGUUGGCUAGGAUUUAGGCUAUAGUCUUACCUGGCAGCAUAACAGACAAUGGAGUAGACUACAGACCGUUUCUGUUCUUUUCUGUUCUUUGUAUAAACCUGGGAAGCCGCCUGGUAGUUCAAAAGAGUUGUUGCUGGCUUUUCAAAGGGGAGUUUUUGUAACUUUUGUAAAGCUUUCCAUCAUUUGCUCUCCCAUUUUUUGCAAAAUCAGUUUCCGCUCCCCCCUUAUGAGAGAUCAUUCAAAAAUUCCCAUUCCCUUGCCUUUGAACUCCACUUUCUCCAGGGCUGAAUUUUCUAGUUUUCUGCUUUCAGAGCCAUGUGUUUUUUCCCCCUCCUUUUGCCACUGAAUUUGCAGCCCCCUGGAUCUGAAAAAGCUCUUUGGCUACACCCAGCAGUCAUGGCUUCCAACUCUGCGGAAUGAAGGCAAGCUGCCUUUCCUUUGUUGAACCCUUGAGGAACGGUGCACUUUCCCCCGAGUCUUUGUAAACCAUGAGAUAAGCUUUGUCCCACUUUCUCCACCUCCUCCUCUCCUCUGCCCCCCAACCCUCUGUUCACUCGCGUGGAGGUCUGACCCCAAAAUUGGUGCACUUGGUUUGCGUGUGCCCUUUCCACCACUGAACGUGGUAAUUCAGACCUUUCUACCUUUCCCUGAGUGUGUUCUGUCCUUUGGAAAGGCAGGGGAGAUGCGAGCAAGAGGGCACUUAGGGGUCCCCUUUUUUACUAGCUUCUCUCAAAUAUAUUCCCUCUGCUCGUGCUAGAUUUCAAAAUUCGUAAUCUCCAGCCCACCUGGCUCACCCCACCUAGGGUGCACCUGUUCGAAAUGCUAAUUUGCAACUUUGGGUGCAGUUCAGAGUCGACCCUUGUUUUCAUUUUGCACUGCACGGGUGACCAAGGAAAUGCUUCACCCUGAGUAAUUUUUUUUUAAGGCGUUCAAUCAGCUGCCAUUCUAACUACAGUCGUGGGACUCCACUACAGUCAACGCAUCUUCCUUCUGCAAACGUCUCUUCCCUGACAGCGUUUAAAAGUGGAAAUCUGGUUCUCUUAAAAAGACUCGAUCGACUGUUUAAAUCCUUGCUAGGACAAUCUCCCUGUCCAGCCAGAAGAACCGAGAACGGGAUCCAAUCUCGAACUGACUCCUGCUGGGGAAAUUCAGCUGCUGGCCACAGGUUGACUUUCAGCUGUGAAGACUGCUGCCAUGUGCCUUUUUUUUGGAGAAAGAAAAACACACGUCGUUGCGUAUAUUUGCUGAGCUGGCGAGGCGAGAAACUCACUUUUUUACCUCUUGAAAACAUAUCAAAGAUCCCGUUCAUAUUUUUCUUGAGAUUUGAACCUGUUCGCAGUGGGGAGUCUAUUCACUUGAUGUCUCCCUUUUUGAAGGCGAGGAACGCACUUUCUACCCCUCUCCCUUGCUGGGUUGCUGCAUUUAUUGGGUAGGGAAGCGGCAUGACCCGAAUUGUGGCAAAUAACACCCUCCCAUGUUGUUGAGACUCUUUAUAAAAGACUGUAAGCCGCAUGCCCAGCUCUCAACAUUUUGGACAAGCGUUGUUGAGGUCUGGAUUCCUUACCUUCCUUCUCUGGCCUGCCGGGAGAACUUGCACUUUUGAAAACGAUCAGAUUUCAUAGGAGAAUAAAAUGCCUCUUUCCAUCACGAGUGUUAAAAGAAUGAGAGCAGAAACUGGUGGAAGGGGUAGAAGGUAAUUGAGAUGCUAAAACAGAAGGUCUCCUAAUGCAGGGGGCUCCAACCUUGGCAACUUUAAGACUUGCGGACUUCAACUCCCAGAGUUGAGGUCCACAAGUCUUAAAGUUGCCAAGGUUGGAGACAGCUGUCCUAAAGCAAUGGCCCCCCAACCUUUCUGGCUUUGUGGACCGUUGGGGGGGGGCACGGGAAAGAGAGGAAACGGUUCUGUGCCAGCAAGAGACGCGCACACCCGCAGCUCCAUUUUUGUGUUUUGUGCCUGCUGCUCACACAAAUGGAGCUUCACACGUGCGUGUGAGUGCCCACCAACGGCACAAAUGGAGCUGCGUGUGUGAAUUGCGUGCCUGCUGCUUGCCCAGCUCGGUUCCGAAGGGGCUGCAGCCCCCGGGGGUUAUUCUAAAGGUGACAAUUUUUAAUCUAGUCUUCCCAGGACCCUCAUUUUGACUGCUGGGCUCUGCGUCUUUUCAUGCAUUCUGUUUAAAGAGACCCACCUGAGGUUGUACAGAAGCCUUUUCCCACAAGAUGUGAUGGUUCAUCCUUCUAGGAAACGGAUGCUGGAUAUGAUUUUGGGAUGAAUUAAAGCAUCUCAUCGGGCAUUGCCUGCUGACACAUUCCUGGACUGUAAAAACAGGAGGUUGGCUGUAGGUUGGGCCAACUCCCCAGUGGGGAGCACAACACCUCUUGGCCAGGACUUCCCUCCUUGUGCACCUACCUCAUCUCUUAAGCAGGUGCUGGAGUGUUGUUGUUGUUCUUUUUUUUCUGGUUGUAGUUUGCUUUAUUUUUAAAUGCAGUUUUUUUUCUUUUCUGCAGAACGUAUCAGCUAGCACUUGCAGAAAGAAAUUUGAUGGUUCAAAAAUUUGGAUAUCUUUUGGAAGAGGGAGAGGAAAUUCUCAAAAACCUGGGUGUAGACUUUUGCACCCCUGCUUCUGAAGACUGAAUGAGCGCUGCGGUGCUUUUUUGUCGUCUUCAAUUCAGUUAAAUAUUGUCUGUUGGGGUUUGAGAGGGCUCCUUAACCCGUUGGGAAGGCCCACUCUUAAGAAACCACAUAGCUCUGAGGAACGUUCCCCAGGCCAUCUAUUGAAACGUAUCAUUUUAGGCCAGAAUAACCAUUGUGAAAAAAUUAGGAAAUGCAAAGAGGUCAUCUAUGUAAGAUGACAAUAUGUGAUGAGUCAGAACAUCACAACUUUUCGAACCUGGUGCCUUGGUCUUUUGGCCAGGCUACGAGAUUGGGAGCGUGAAUAUGCAAUGCAUCUGGAAGGGAUUUAUUUGAGGAAGUCACCUGCGAUCUGUGUUCAAUUAUGGACAAAUGUCCAGUUCUGAAUUUUCCGUUCUCCCUGUUUCAUCGGGGAUCUAUAGAAAUUUUGCCGCCUCAUGUGGCUCUUGAAGACAAUGGGAAUGUUAUUUUAUUUUUACAUUGGAGACAAAUAGAACCUCCAGAUCUAAUUCUGGUGUUUACACAUCACUGUUACAAUUAGUUAACUCAAUUGCUACUAGUUUUAGUUGGGUGCUUUGAAAAUCAUUGCAGAAGUCACUCCCUGAAGAAAAUACUUUUCAGUGGGCUAGUAUUAUUAAUAUUAUUAUUGUAGUAGUAGUAGUAGUAAUAAUAGUUUAAAAGUUCUACAAAAAUUCACGUGGGACAGAUGGUACUUGAAUAGCAGUUCAGUGUUCUCGCCGACGGUGACUUUAAUUCAGGGGUCUCCAACCUUGGCAACUUUAAGACUUGUGGACUUCAGCUCUCAGAAUUCUGGGAGUUGAAGUCCACAAGUCUUAAAGUUGCCAAGGUUGGAGACCCCUGCUUUAAUUGGCUUAACACAUUUUAAAGCUGCCAAGGUUGAGAAACACUGCUGUAGAAUACAGAAUCCAAAACUCUGCAAUUUUCCAGCUUAUCUAAUUAGUCCUUUGGGUGCAGGUAUUUCUCUGUUCAUAUCAGUGUGUGAAAACAUAACACAUGUAGACCUUAACAGAAUUCUUGUAUUUAUUUGGCAUUUUUAAGCAUUCCUUUCAUAUCUGCCCCCCUGUCUGUCUUAAUCUUGAGGGUGAUGGAAAGAGGUAGGCUUAAC
Messenger RNA from Ahaetulla prasina, 9422 nucleotides. It is a transcript of the gene AAK1, whose product is annotated as AP2 associated kinase 1. Gene Ontology annotation, biological process: protein phosphorylation. The coding region runs from base 1286 to 5101 and encodes 1271 amino acids. Lineage: Eukaryota; Metazoa; Chordata; Lepidosauria; Squamata; Colubridae. The record is from RefSeq and is a predicted model, not a curated record. The transcript has 22 exons. Gene Ontology annotation, molecular function: ATP binding; protein kinase activity.